AUGUCGUCUUCUUCUUCUCUUCACGGUCCAAACACUGCUCCCAUGUCUGCCUCAUCCAACGGUAACCCUAAUAGUAGUGAAAAUAAUGAUAUUGUGAGUGAUCAUCAUCAUGUGUCGGUUGUGAUAGUAGGUGCUGGUCCGUCUGGCAUUGCGACGUCCGCAUUGCUCAACUCCCAUUCAGUACCAAACCUUCUGUUUGAAAGGGAAGACUGUUGCGCUUCCCUUUGGAAGAAACGGUCCUACGAUCGUCUCAAUCUUCACUUAGCAAAGGGGUACUGCUCUUUGCCACUCAUGCCACACUCCUUCAGGACUUCCACCUUCAUGUCCAAAUACGAUUUCAUCGCCUACUUAGAUGAGUAUGUCUCACGGUUUAACGUGAAACCUCGUUACUGUCGUCAUGUGGAUUCCGCUGUUUGCGAUGAAGAUGAGGAGAUAUGGAAGGUGAAAGUGACUGGUCCGGACCAGUACGAGUACUACUCUUCAGAUUUCUUGGUUGUCGCAACAGGAGAAAAUAACCAGGCUAUUAUUCCGGCGGACUUGCCUGGACUUGAGUCAUUCACAGGAAAAGUUGUUCAUGCAUGCGACUAUAAGAACGGGGAAAGUUUUAAAGACAAACAAGUUUUGGUCAUUGGCUGUGGAAACUCUGGUAUGGAAAUUAGCAACGACCUUGCAGACAAUGGAGCGCAUGCAUCCCUUGUUAUUAGAAGCCAAAUGCAUGUCCUCAGCAAAGAGAUGGUAGCUAUAGGAAUGCUUCUGUUGGAUUACUUGCCAGUGAAAAUAGUGGACAAGUUUGUCUCAUUCCUUGCCAAGUUUAGGUAUCAGGAUUUGUCCAGCUAUGGCAUUCAUCGCCCGGACCAAGGCCCUUUUCUCUUUAAAGCACUUACUGGAAAGAGGCCAGUGAUUGAUCGUGGAACCAUCAACAAAAUUCGAUCCAAACAGAUCAAGGUUUUUCCAGGAAUAGUGAGGAUAAACUCCAACUCUGUUGAGUUCAACAACGGGGCCCGACAGAGUUUUGAUGCCAUUCUGUUGGCAACUGGUUAUAAAAGUGUAGCACAUAAGUGGCUCAAGGACUAUAAGUACCUCCUUAAUGACGAUGGAAAGCCUAAAGGAAAUUAUCCAAACCACUGGAAGGGCGAGAAGGGAGUUUACUGUGUUGGAUUAGCAGGGAAUGGACUGCCGGGGAUUUUCACGGAUUCAACGGCUGUGGCCGAGGAUAUCCAUAACCUAAUGGCACAGAAAUAA
Molecule: messenger RNA, 1242 nt
Organism: Malus domestica (apple)
Lineage: Eukaryota; Viridiplantae; Streptophyta; Magnoliopsida; Rosales; Rosaceae
Product: probable indole-3-pyruvate monooxygenase YUCCA10
Molecular function (GO): flavin adenine dinucleotide binding; NADP binding; N,N-dimethylaniline monooxygenase activity
Source: RefSeq, a predicted model, not a curated record